Molecule: messenger RNA, 5173 nt
Organism: Columba livia (rock pigeon)
Lineage: Eukaryota; Metazoa; Chordata; Aves; Columbiformes; Columbidae
Gene: DEUP1
Product: deuterosome assembly protein 1
Exons: 14
Coding region: 160-2133 (657 amino acids)
Biological process (GO): de novo centriole assembly involved in multi-ciliated epithelial cell differentiation; centriole replication
Cellular component (GO): centriole; deuterosome
Source: RefSeq, a predicted model, not a curated record
CAACGGCCGCGGGACGUGGCGGCGGCGACAGGCGGGAGCUGGGGCGGGAUGGGAGGGCAGGGGUGACCGGGCUGCGGGACUCGGACCGCCGCCACAGCGACAUCGGGUGCGGAAGGAGCGACAGGGGGAGCGCGGCAGGUUAAAACAACCAUCGAUAACAUGGAGCAGGACUUAGAAAUGUUUCAGGAACAAGCUGCCACUAAAGCGUCUCCAUCUGAAGCUGAACUUCAGGAACUAGUUGACAUCGUGGUAAACAGCCAGAAAGUGGCAUGGGAAAGGAAGAUGAAAGCUUUAGAAGCAAAGAUGGAUAUUCAGGUUAAAGAAUUAGCAAGUGCCCAAAGCAAGCUGGAUCAAAAAGGUCAAGAGGUGGGACUACUUCAACAGAAACUGGAAGACUUAAAGAAAACUAAAUAUGAAAUGGCUCAGAAUUACGAAACUCAGCUUCAAGUACUGAAAUCUCAAGUUUCAAAGUUGACACAUAGUUAUGAAGAGCUACAGUCACAUCAGGUAAAACAAAAGAAGGCUGAAUAUAGACAAGAAUGUGAAGAAAGCCUAGAGGCACCAUCUGAACUGAGAAAUUUAUACAAGAAAAUGGAGGAAUUUAAGGCAAAAUCAAGAGAAUGGGAUAAGAAGGGGGCAAUCUGCCAGAAUUCUCUCCUUUUUUUAGAUGCUCAACAAAAACUAUUGUCUGAGAAAUAUAAUUUAUUUCAGAAGCAAACCCAGAAUUAUCAAUUCCAAAUAAGCAGUAAGAAACAAAACCAAGAAGAGGUAAUUACCUAUGGCCAGCCUGAAAGUGAAAAGGAUGAGUUGAUUAUUGAAAAGUUAAGGACAACUGUGAAUGAAAUGGCAAUAAACAAGAAUAAACUAGAAGAGGAAAAUCUGAAACUCCGGGAGGAGCUAAAAAUGUACCAAAACCAGUGCCAGAACAUGGAGGUAGCCUUUUCAGAAAUGAGGAAUGAGCUGCAGUCACGGGAUGCUCUCUGGAGAAAGAUACAGCUAGAAUGCCAACAGUUGCACGCAGAAUUAUCGAAAAUCAGAGAGUAUAAAGAUAUGCAGGAGACGCAAACAAAGCAUCAAUUAUCUUAUGCACAACUUACUGAGCAACUGGAAAAUAGAACUGCUGAGUUAUUACUGUUGGCACAAAGUGAAGAACACCAACAAGAAGAGCUAAAAAAGAUAAGAAACCAUGUUUAUCAAGAGAAGCAGUCCCAUCGCUCUGAGCAGGAAAGAAUGAAGACGGAAAUCUCUGACCUGACAGAAGAGCUUCAUCAGAAGGAGAUCACUAUAGCAACUAUCGUGGAGAAAGCUGGUCUUCUGGAAAGACAGUUAAAAAUGGAGUUAGAACUAAAAGACAAAUUGUUAGCAAAACAACAGUUGUUGGAUUUCCAGUACAAAGUUAUCAAAUCUGAAAACACGCAUCUAAAAGAGAUGUUGGAAAACCAGGAGUGUAAAAGUUGCAUGACUAUAGAUUUAUCUAACAAAGAACACGGAAAUUUCACAGCUUCCAUUCCCAAACUGGAACAUGAGAAUGUUAGAUUACAGAAUAGUCUUGUUAAACUACAAAAUGACACAGAAACAUCGAUACUGAGUCACAUGGAUUUAUUUAGAGAAACAGAGAACAGCUGCCAAACCCAUUCAAAGAUGCAAGAAAAAGAAAAGAGAACUUUCCAAAAGGAAGAUGAAUGGGAAAUGGAACGCCAACAGACUGCUAUGUUCAGACCCAGUGGUUACCACAGAAACUGUAGUCCUGCUUUAUAUGGCCAACACAGUAUCACUGGUUCAAAAAGUGAUAGCACUUUAUCUCCUUAUGCACUUGACAGAGGUCAUGAACAGAAAACAGAUGAUAAAUCUCCAUCACCACCAACAGGGUAUCCUUUGGGCUUUGGUGGGCUGUUUCCUGAAAAGGGCAGAACAGGCAGCUUACUGAGCCCUGCUUACAAUGCCGAAGAAAACAAAUUAUCUGCUCCCUCCGAGAUGUCCUUCCUUGCAGCAACAGAAAAGUUCCUUCAAGAGGAAGAGAAGCACACAAGAGAGUUUGAAGAACUUUUAAAUUCGCACCUUGAAGAACUCCAAAGACACUCUGAAAAUACUCUAAAAAAAUAUGCCAGGAUACAGCAAAACAGGCAUAAUUAAGCCAGCCACGCAAUUAAGAAAAUAAAACCAAGUAAUCACCCAUGAGUUUCGUAGAACUAAAAUCAGGUAGCUGCUUAAUAUAUUGAGGCACAUCAGCAAUAAGAUGUAUUUUUAACACCAAGGUUUCAAUAAGAUAAUCAUUAUUAGACGGAUUUAGGUGUAUUGUAACUUGACUAUAUUACAAAACAUCUUACUCUAAACAUAUUCUAAAAUAGGCAGUUUGGUUUUGCAUGGCUAAAUUAUGUGCAGCAGAGACCCUGUUGCAGCACUGUAAAUUAAGAAGGAUACUUUGAAUUCUGUGAUGUACGGAGGGCUAAUAAGUGGAAUUAUUCCCUUGAAAAUAUAAUCAGCCAAGAGUAAUUCUCCAGAUUGAACAGAACAAGAAUAAUAGGGGCCUUCAGCCAUGUCAUAGCUCAUUGCAUGAAGAGCUUAUCUAUGCUCUGCUUAUUCUUGGCUACAGAAAUAGCGCUUGGGACUCUUGAAAUAAGGAGUUUGAGCUCUUUCUUUCUUAUGCCCUAAGCCACUCAGGUCUGUGGGGGGAACCUGAAGAGGCAAAGCACACAGGGCCAAUGCAUUAGGAAAAGUGUGACCAGCAGGUUGUGGGAGGUUCUCCUGCCCCUCUACUCUGCCCUGGUGAGGCUGCAUCUGGAGCACUGCGUCCAGUUCUGGGCACCCCAGUUUAAGAAGUCAGGGAAUUACUGGAGGGAGACUAGUGGCGGGCUGUGAAGAUGAUUAGGGAUCUGCAGCACCUUUCUUACGAGGAGAGACUGAGAGAGCUGGGUCUGUUCAGCUUGGAGAAGCUGAGAGGGAUCUCGUCAGUGUUUAUAAAUAUCUCAAGGGCGGGUGUCAAGAGGAUGGACCAGACUCCUUUCAGUGGUGCACAAUGACAGGAUGAGGGGCAACAGGCACAGACUGAAGCACAGAAGGUUCCAUCUAAACAUGAGGAGAAACUUCUUUACUUUGAGGUGCCAGAGCCCUGGAACAGGCUGCCCAGAGAGGUUGUGGAGUCUCCUCUGGAGACAUUCAAACCCACCUGGACACAUUCCUGUGUGAUCUGCUCUGGUGAACCUGCUUUAGCAGGUGGGUGGGACUGGAUGAUCUCCAGAGGUCCCUUCCAACCCCAACCAUUCUGUGAUUUUGUAGCCGCCUGUAUUACCCCUUGUACGAGACCUAUAGACUUCACCCAGGGCCAAGCCUGAGCUCAGAUGCUUUACAUGCUUCACAUUAAUACUUCACAAUUUUUAAAUCCUUUCUUCAGAAGCACCUGUUGUGAUACUGAUGUUUCAAUACUAUGUUGGCUCAUUAUUUCGCUACAUUGGAAUAGGGAAAAAAAACCUUUAACUUUAGACAACUUGCUUUAGGUAAGGGCGUAAAUGGUUUGUAUUUUUCUAGAACACACACAAAAACAUUCUAAAACUGAACGGAGUUAAUUCAGCUCCAUGUGCUGAAAAACUGCAUAAUGUUGAGAUUCUUUUUAUUUGCAAUUCAUACUGAAUUCUAUUGCUGUGCAAGCGAAAGAGAAAUUACAGACAGUGUUGAUGAACCACCAAUUUCAGUGAAAGAGAUACUGAAGAAGUGCUUUCCAGCAUAUACUGUUGCCAACUUCCUGGAAAAAUCUGGAUAAAAAUAAUACCAGGCUGUCAAACAGCUCCAGUUUGUGAGUGAAAGAAGUCUCAUUAAUAUUCAAGACCACAGCAAAAAUGUAAAUUGUUUUUGGAAGCUGUGUUUCCAUUAAGAGAAAAUACACUACAUCACACUCGCACAAAAUACCAAGAUUUUAAAUACCAGUUUGGCUCGGUUUGCAAGAAAAUGAGUAAUGAAAAUGAGGCCAUCAAAGAACCUUUUACAGGAAAAUUCAGGAAAAUCGCUAGACUCAGCUGAAUAAAAAGAUGGCGGAAGGACAUCUGAACAAACUAAAUAUACAUGCGUCCUCAGUUUAAGGGGAGAUGCAUCUGUGAGUUUUAAAGGAACUCAUGAAGAAAUUUAGGAACUUCUGGAAAUGAAGCUAGAAUUGAAGCUGGGAACUAUCUGUAGAAGCAGAAAGACAACAAAAUGUUGUUUUACAGAAGGGCAAGAGAAAAAAAACCUGGGAUAUUAGCCAGUUAGCCGGAUUCUUUUGCCGCUGCAAGGUUUAAACAUCCAAGACGGUAUCCAGAUCUUCAGAGAAAUGUCUGAAUCCAGCCCUGAGGAUCCCUCUCACGAUGCAGGUCUGUGCGAUGAUACAGAACAAAUGAUUGCAAUUAGCAGAAAACUACUGAGAUAUUUUUUUUUCUAAAGCUUUUUAAGAUCUGGCCAAUAUAGUAACUUUGGCUAAUGAAACAAGAGAGUUAGAUUCAGCCUGGCUUUUGUGUAACUCCAUAAAAUAAACUCCCCAUGAAAAGCACUGGAAAUUGCAAAAUGCCUGGAUCUGAGCAGCUGCUUGUUUACUGUUUCCUGCUCAGAGCAUCUUAUGCCACAAAUGUCCUGAGACGUGGAUCAAAGUGCCAUUUUUUAGCACAUACUUAACGGAAAUGUCACCUUUCCCCAGCCAAAAUCCACAGAAGUUCCUGAUCUGACAAUCCCCAAUUUAAACAAGAGCCCAUUGCUGCUAGAUACAAUCAGAGCCUGGUUCUGAAUAUUUAACUGUGUUAAAAGGUAGAAACUUGAUUGAACUGGUGAGAGGCUUCCGAAGAAAAAUACAUAUUGCUGUUGUUAUCAUGCCAAAAAUAGUGUGUACAACAUGUGCCACAUUUGAAGUUAUUUGGAAAACUUUUUAAAGAAUGAUGGACAGCAGAAAUAAUAAAAUCUGAGAAAUUAUAUAUACCUUAUGAACAGGGAUUGGCGAUGUAUGUAUAUUGCCAGAAAAAAAGGAGUAAUCAGAAGGGUCUAAGGCUAUAAAUGUCUGGAGGUACCAAUAAACAUGAAAAAAAAUGAAUUAUUAAUCAUAAGUUCAUUUGACAGGACAAGGUGCAAUGUUGGGGAGCCACGGAUUACCCAAAACAUACAGCAAAUUUCUAUUCUACUUUGUGAACAGCUGGGCAAUAGAAAAUCCUUGCAAGCU